This is a messenger RNA of Halteromyces radiatus, 2642 nucleotides long. Its product is annotated as phosphoribosylglycinamide synthetase. Gene Ontology annotation, biological process: 'de novo' IMP biosynthetic process; adenine biosynthetic process. The transcript has 4 exons. Gene Ontology annotation, cellular component: cytosol. Lineage: Eukaryota; Fungi; Mucoromycota; Mucoromycetes; Mucorales; Cunninghamellaceae. The record is from RefSeq and is a predicted model, not a curated record. Bases 129 to 2504 code for a protein of 791 amino acids. Gene Ontology annotation, molecular function: metal ion binding; ATP binding; phosphoribosylformylglycinamidine cyclo-ligase activity.
UUUUUUUUCUGGAGACAUUCUUCUUUCCCUUUUUCUUUUUCUUUUCACUUUUGUGAAAGAACUUUUUUUUAAAAAGAAACACAGUUUUCGUUUUCUUUUGAUAUAAAUAAUACUUAACAUAAACAAUUAUGUCUACUGACAAACUUACUGUUCUUCUUGUUGGUGCCGGUGGAAGAGAACAUGCCAUUGCUUGGCGUUUAUCUUUAUCUGAAAAGGUCAAUCAUAUCUAUGUUGCUCCUGGUAAUGGUGGUACUGCUCUCGGUAACAAAGUGACCAAUGUUGCUAUUGGUGUUAGUGAUUUCGCUAAAUUGACUGACUUUGCUGUUAAGAACAAUGUUAACCUUGUAAUUCCUGGUCCCGAACAACCUAUUGUGGAAGGUAUUCAAGAAGUCUUCAAAAAAGUUGGUAUUGCAUGCUUCGGCCCUUCCAAGAAGGCAGCUUUGAUGGAAGGAUCCAAGACUUUCUCCAAGGACUUUAUGAAGAAACAUAACAUUCCUACUGCUGCUUAUGAAAACUUCACCGAUUAUGAAAAGGCCAAAGCUUAUGUACAAUCUGUUGAUCAUCAAGUAGUUCUCAAGGCUUCUGGUUUGGCUGCAGGAAAGGGUGUAUUGCUACCUACUACAAAGGAAGAAGCUCUAGAAGGUCUCAAAUCAAUCAUGUUAAACAAAGAGUUCGGUAGCGCUGGUGAUGAAGUGGUGAUUGAAGAAUAUUUGGAAGGAGAAGAAUUGUCCGUAUUGGCCUUUUCUGAUGGUUAUACUGUGAUUCCUUUACCUCCUGCUCAAGAUCAUAAACGUGCAUUGGAUGGUGAUUUAGGUCCAAACACUGGUGGUAUGGGUUGCUAUUGUCCUACUCCUCUUGGUACAAAGGAAUUAGUGGCUCAAGUCAAACGUACUAUUUUACAGCCUACUAUUGAUGGUAUGCGUCGUGAUGGUUUUCCUUUUGUUGGUAUGCUAUUUACUGGUUUGAUGUUAACAACUUCUGGUCCAAAGGUAUUAGAAUACAAUGUUCGAUUUGGUGAUCCUGAAACUGAAGUGGUACUUCCUCUUUUGGGUGAUGACACUGAUUUGGCCGAAAUCAUGCUGGCAUGCUGUGAAGGUCGUUUAGAUGCUGUAUCUGUUACUGUCAAACAAGCUUUUGCUGCUACUGUUAUCAUGGCCUCUGGUGGUUAUCCUGGUGCUUAUCCUAAGAAUUUGCCUAUCAUCAUUCCUUCCGAACAAAACUUACCUCAAGAUGUAUCAGUAUUCCAUGCUGGUACUACUUUAAACGAUGACAAUGUAUUGGUGACAUCUGGUGGACGUGUACUUGCGGUAUCUGCUGUAUCUUCUACUUUACGUGGUGCUGUUGAUCGUGCUUAUGAAGGUGUCAAGUCAAUUCAUUUUGAUCAAAUGUACUUCCGAAAUGAUAUUGCUCAUCGUGCUUUCAAACAUGCCGAACAAAAACCAACAGGAAUCACUUAUGCCUCUGCUGGUGUGGAUAUUGAUGCUGGUAAUCUUUUGGUUCAAAAAAUCAAACCUUUGGUAAAAUCAACAAAACGUGUGGGUGCUGAUUCUGAUAUUGGUGGUUUUGGUGGUUUGUUUGAUCUCAAAGCUGCUGGUUUUGUUGACCCUAUUCUUGUCUCUGCUACUGAUGGUAUUGGUACCAAACUUAAGAUUGCUCAAGAUUGUAACAUCAACGAUACUGUGGGCAUUGAUUUAGUUGCUAUGAACGUCAAUGAUUUGGUGGUACAAGGUGCUGAACCCUUAUUCUUCUUGGAUUACUUUGCUUGUGGAAAAUUGGAUGUGGAAGUGGGUAAGGAUUUUGUUGCUGGCGUUGUAGAAGGUUGUCUUCAAUCUGGAUGUGCAUUGGUUGGUGGCGAAACUGCUGAAAUGCCUGGUUUAUAUGCUCUUGGAGACUAUGAUGGUGCUGGUUUUACCGUCGGUGCUGUGGAACGCCAUAAGAUCUUACCUCGUAUGCAAGAUAUGAAGCCUAAUGAUGUCAUUCUCGGUUUGGCCUCCUCUGGUGUCCACUCUAACGGAUUCUCCUUGGUACGUAAAAUUGUUGAAAGUCAACCUGGUUUGACCUACUUUACACCUUGUCCAUGGGAUCAUUCCAAAACCUUGGGUCAAGCUUUGUUGACACCUACUCGUAUCUACGUCAAACAAUUGUUACCUGUCCUAGAAAAAGAUCUUGUGAAGGGUAUGGCCCAUAUCACUGGUGGUGGUUUCUUGGAUAAUAUUCCCCGUGUUAUGCCUGAACAUCUUGGUGUGUCUUUGGAUGCUGCUUCUUAUCCUUUCCCUCCUAUCUUCAAGUGGCUCAAACAGGCUGGUCAAUUGUCACCUUAUGAAAUGUCUCGUACUUUUAACUGUGGUAUCGGUAUGAUUCUUGUUGUUGAUCCCGUCAAUGUUGAUCAAGUCAUUCAACUCUUGGAACAAGUGAAUGAAUCCGUUUAUGUCAUGGGCAAGGUAGUUGACAAGGCUGAUUUGAAUGGAAAGGAAGUGGAUGUGUACAACACUGAUGCAUGGUAGAUAUUUUUUUUUUCAUUUACUUCAUACCGUUAUUAUUAUUGUUGUUAUUUUUAGUUUUUAUUUUUAUUAUUAUUAUUAUUAGUUAUCAUCUUCAUACAUUUUUAUCUUUUGUACAUAGAAAAUCAUCCAAAAAAAAAG